Mixia osmundae IAM 14324 is the source of this 2210-nucleotide messenger RNA. RefSeq lists its product as uncharacterized. NCBI's taxonomy places the organism in Eukaryota, Fungi, Basidiomycota, Mixiomycetes, Mixiales, Mixiaceae. Gene Ontology annotation, biological process: translation. Gene Ontology annotation, molecular function: structural constituent of ribosome; methyltransferase activity. Bases 254 to 1981 code for a protein of 575 amino acids. Gene Ontology annotation, cellular component: mitochondrial small ribosomal subunit. The record is from RefSeq and is a predicted model, not a curated record. The transcript is spliced from 6 exons.
CUGUCCGAGUCCGAUCUCGUCAGACACCCGUGCUAGAUCAGUGGACAGCCGCCACGAGGUGACAGACCAUUGAAGGUGUGUAUGGACUGCUGCACUCUUGCCUGUGCCUGCUGCUGCUCUAUGAAGGACUGCAGCUCCCUCUGGGUGGCCUCAUCGAACUCCUUGGCUGCUGCCAUUCUUCGCCGCUCAGCUUCACAAAAUUGCGAGCCAAGUCGUGCGCAAUCGUGAUCGAGAGAGGAAAGUGGAAGCGACGAUGCUGACUUGCAGAGCCUGUCUGCUGGCAGGCAGGAGCCCAGCAGUACGCUCUUCAGUCGGCCGAUCAGGCAGCAGGAGGAAGAUCAGCAGCGGUGUAGCAGCCAUCGAUGCAGACUCGCUCCCUGACCGAUUUGAGCUCCUCGAUGAUGAUCAGGUCGAAUGGCUCAACAGGGCAGAGCUCGCUCGGCCCACCAUCAGGAGAUCUGCACAGGCCAAGUAUGGUUCUGCACAGUCUGGCCAGAUCGACCUGCCCCUGCCUCUCCAGCAAGCUGUAACGCAACUCGUCCAAGAGAGCGACAGGCCAUUGCUGCGUCAGGAUGCAUUGAAGCUCUAUGCUCGCAUGGGCGAGAGCAGCAGACAGGGCCAACAAGAUCGCAAGAAAGGCAGACUGCCUCGCGAUCAGAGAUCUCCUGCCAGUGUCAGGGACCAGCGCACGAAGAUGGUCUACGACCAUCGCUCUGCACUCGCCUAUGCUGCCGGCGUCAUGCCCUCCGUCUAUGCUGCUACCCAGUCCGUUCUGCAGGAGACGCGAAAGAGACUAGAGGCUAGCGCGAGCCAGGCCGGCUGGCGUCCAGGUCGGAUCAUCGAUUUUGGCAGCGGUACUGCAAGCACGGCAUGGGCUGCAAACGCGGUAUGGCCAGAGCACAAGAUAGCCUAUACCGCCCUGGACGCGUCUCCAUCGAUGACCCAUACCGCCGCAAAACUUCUUGCAUACUUACCAGACGAGCAUCUAGAUCGCAGCUUCCACACUACCCGUAUCCCGACAUCAGAUUCGUCAUCGAUCACGCAGAACGCGAUAGGUGAAGAUGCCCAACACACUCUGGCGAUCUCAGCUUUCGCACUCGACGAGUUGGGCUCCACAAGUGACAGGAGAGACUGCAUCCGUGCAAUGUGGGAAUCGGGCGCACAGGUCAUCGUCCUCAUCGAGCGUGGGACUGCAAAGGGUUUCAUGCAUAUCGCCAAAGCAAGAGAGCAGCUCCUCAAUCUCGGCAGACGACGACCGGAUGAGCAACCUCUGGGCGCUGAUGAUCCUGUCGAAUCGGAUGCGGACGUACUCCACAUUGGCGGUAAUACGCUCGUGGCUGAUGAUGCAAAGGUACCGGACGGAUCUGCUCUUCAGGCAGAGGGCAGCUACGUCGUCGCACCUUGUCCACACGACGGCGAAUGUCCACUCCAUCGCGAGAAGGACAUUUGCCACUUCUCUCAGCGAGUGUCGAGACCUAGCUACCUGAGAAGAACAAAGCACGCUCGUGUAGGAGAGGAAGACAGCAAAUUCUCCUACGUCGUCAUCCGCCGCGGGCCUCGCCCUAGCCACGCAAUUUCUGAAGCUAGACAGGCUACAACUCGCGAGGAAGAUGUCCAGCUAAGUCAGAGAGAGCGUCACGAUGCAAUGGCCUGGCCGAGACUGCUCUAUCCGCCCAUGAAGCGAUCGGGACAUGUGAUCAUGGACGUCUGCUCGUCAUCCGGACACAUCGAACGAAUGAUCAUUGCCAAGUCUGCCGGUCGACAGGCAUACUACGAUGCCAGGAAGAGCUCGUGGGGUGAUGCUUUCCCACACGCUUCGCGCACGCCGCCCGUCGUGAAGUCUUUCGACGGUGCCAAGCGGCUUCACGACUUUGCCAUCCGAGCGACUGGCUCGGGAGCGGACUGGCUUGCAGGCGGAGGUGAGAACGAGGUGGCCGAUGAUCGGCAGACGCUCAGACAGGUCGAUGCUGUUGUGCCCUAACGGAUGUGCUCAUGUUGCUUGAAGAUCGCACUCGUGAAAGGCGCCAGGUCGUCUUCCUCGAGACAGUCAGGUCCUCUGGGUGCAAAGAUCUUGAUAUGUCGCACAUGAGUGUCUUUGCCGUUGAGAUGAUUGGCCAGUAUCGCAAGCUGGAUGUAGUGCGCACGGAUCACACCCCUUUCCGGGUCUGCGUCUGCACUGUCUUGGUCCUCUUCGUCGUCCUCUUCGCCCA